This is a messenger RNA of Aspergillus campestris IBT 28561, 1989 nucleotides long. Its product is annotated as cation diffusion facilitator family transporter. The coding region runs from base 372 to 1958 and encodes 528 amino acids. Lineage: Eukaryota; Fungi; Ascomycota; Eurotiomycetes; Eurotiales; Aspergillaceae. The transcript has 5 exons. Gene Ontology annotation, molecular function: zinc ion transmembrane transporter activity. Gene Ontology annotation, biological process: zinc ion transmembrane transport; intracellular zinc ion homeostasis. Gene Ontology annotation, cellular component: membrane. The record is from RefSeq and is a predicted model, not a curated record.
GACAUGAUCUGAUUAAUGGACCUUGGAAAGCCGAAGAUCCAAGAAGGAUAAAGAAGAUCGUCCGGGUAGAGAUUCACCGCGUUGCCUGAUCCCAGCCUAGCCUGCCUUCUUUUUCUUUCUGCCGGCCUUGGCACGGUCAUCCAUCCCAUUUUAUUAUCGAUCCUGCAUUCCCCUCCUUCCAUAACUCUUCGGGCAUUCCUCUCUUCGUCAUUUCGCCCGUUGUACGGAUUUCAUCUCUCCUAUUGCCUGUACACUCUUGUCGCGGGUUCGGACUGUCCGUGAUCUCGACUGUUGAAAAAGCCCGGCAUACCCUUAUCGUUCUUUUUUCGCGGAGGCUCGCGCUCGGUGGCGCGCCGCAGACUUGACCGACGAUGGGUCUCUCAAAAACUAACAGGAUUCUCAUCCUGUUGGUGAUCGAUACUGCAUUUUUUCUCCUAGAAUUGAUUGCUGGUUAUUCCGUCCAUUCGUUGGCCCUUGUUGCGGAUUCCUUUCACAUGCUCAACGAUGUCCUCUCCCUCCUUGUUGGUUUAUGGGCCGUCAAAGUCGCCAACCGUGAAACAACCUCACAAGUGUACACAUAUGGGUGGCAACGCGCGGAAACAUUGGGUGCUCUGGUGAACGGUGUCUUCUUGUUGGCGUUGUGUGUCUCGAUCUUCCUGGAGGCGGUUCAGCGCUUGUUCGAGCCUCAGGAAGUGAAGAAUCCCCGGUUCGUCUGUAUUGUCGGCUGCCUGGGUUUGCUGUCCAACAUCGUUGGCCUGGUCCUAUUUCACGAUCACUCUCAUGGCCAUGGCCACAGCCACGGACAUGGGGAGAUCGAGGAGGCAAUCAGCGAUGAGGAUACCGCGGAGCAGGGUUUCGCCUCCCCUCAGCCGACAACCCCGGCGAAUAAGCGUAAAUCCAUUGCCAAUCCCGAGGGUAUCGCCGCAUCCGAAUCUUCAACCUCCCCUGCCCAUCGGAUCCGGUCCUCGGACGGACGGACGCGUGGUCGCCGAUACAGCACCGCGACCAGCCGAGGAUUCGGCGUGGAGGAUAUCCAAGUGCACCCGGCGACCUUGCGCCAGGAGAUCAUUGCCGCUAGCCGUAACAAUCGUUUCAUUGGCGAAGAAUAUGAUUCGGACCUUGACCAGCCAGAGGACGAGUUGGAUGGGGCAAAACCGACGGAGCGGUCUGGUCUGCUGCGGCACAAGGAUCGGGCAGCCAACUAUACCGAUGAGAGCGAUGACACGGUGCUGAGGUCGGAGGAAGCUACCGAGGAUGAUAUCCACAAGUUUCACAACCACGCGCAGCCGAAACCGAAAGGGCACAAGCACGGGCACUCACACGACCUCAACAUGCGUGGAGUCUUCCUGCAUGUCAUGGGUGAUGCCCUGGGGAACAUCGGGGUGAUCGCCUCAGCGCUCAUUAUUUGGCUGACCGACUACUCGUGGCGAUUCUACGUGGAUCCGGGCAUCUCGCUUGUGAUCACCAUGAUCAUCCUCGCCUCCGCCAUUCCGCUCUGCAAAGCCGCAUCGCGCAUUCUUCUCCAAGCCGCGCCUUCCGGAUUGAGCAUCGACCACAUCAAAGAAGACAUCGAGGGAUUGCCUGGUGUCCUUGGCUCACACCAUCUGCACGUCUGGCAGUUAAGCGAUACCAAGAUUGUCGCUUCUAUCCAUAUCCAAGUGGACACUGAGAUCAAGGGAGAAGGGUCUGAGCGAUACAUGCGCCUGGCGAGACAAGUGCGCAAUUGCCUCCAUGCGUACGGAAUUCAUUCCUCCACGAUCCAGCCCGAAUUCGCCCCCGACAGCGACGCCGAAGACAACAACCCCGCUUCGUCUCACGUCAGCAACAGUGGUUCCCCGGCGCCCAAGCAGCCGAGCCGAGCCGCUAGCAUCCGCGACGCGGACCCCCAGGCGUGCCUCCUGGAGUGUGGAGAUGAAUGCGCGCGCGGAGGACAAUGCUGUCCUAAGAAACCGACUUAGUUCAUACCCCUAUCUUUUCCCCAUUGAUCGG